This is a messenger RNA of Echinostoma caproni, 1218 nucleotides long. NCBI's taxonomy places the organism in Eukaryota, Metazoa, Platyhelminthes, Trematoda, Plagiorchiida, Echinostomatidae. The record is from the annotation of a GenBank genome assembly.
AUGGAGGCACGCAAGCCAUCACACCGCGUCAAGGCGGACGACUGGUCCUCGGUUACGCCACAUGCGCUCCAGUUUCUCACGGGCGAAUCAGUCCCAGCUGCAACAUCUGGUUCGAAUCCCACAAUUGGCCUAAUCCGACACUCCUCUCGCCGUCUAGUCUGUCCACGCCCGUUUGUCGAUUCACGGCCUCGAAUUCAUCAGUGGUGCUGGCUACUUGCUCCACCGGGUUCCAAUUGUACGGACAGUCAGUUGGUGGAACGGUUCCGUUGUGAGACAAAUGAAUUGGCCGAACUGUUUGCUGAAUGGGUCCGAGCUCCACGAGGUUUGGGCGGACUAGCUGAUUCGUUGUGGUUGGUAACCACGGCCUCAGUGGGGCGUCCAGGGCGUCGUAAAAUGGACAAACUAAGCGCGGGUAAAUCUGCCAAACAAUCCGGAGUGGAUGACGAGAGUGAUGAUGGGAGUGAUUCAGCGGAAAUGGAAGACCGACGGUUGGACUCGGAGGAUGAACAAAAGCGAUUGCGUAUUGUAGCUGAUGACUCCGGUUCGGAAGGGGAUUAUUCCGGUGGGCAGAAAAAGGCCAAACGAAAGCCUGUGAAAUCGCGGUUGGAUCGACCGCAAACAACACAUAUCUUGGAUGACUCCAUUCCGCCUCCUCUAUAUCCGACAACUUGGCGAUUACGGCCUUUCACAGAAGAACAAAGACGACAGUUCCAAAUGCAGGAAGCCGAACGAUUCUCUAGACCAUGGGCAUCAUUCGUUUAUCGCAUUCAGGAUUACGCAUCUGUGGUUGGUCCCUUGCGUUCCGCCCCAAGUGCAUCCAAUCAACGCGCUCCACUAGUCGCACGUUCUUAUCCGAUGCAAUCACGUGCUCGAGAGCACCCACUCUUGCGUCCGGAUCGUCCGAAUUUUGUCAGUUUGGCCGAGAUAGUACGAGAUGCAGUUGCCUGUUUGCCAAACGGUGAGGGCACACGUGCCGAUAUCACCACUCUGGUCCAAAACAGUGGUUAUCUUUUGCCUUCAUUUGAUCAGCGCAAACUUCAACAAUGUGUCAGCUCCGCUCUGGAUCGUCUCCAAGGCGAAGCCGCCGACCCCUCCGUCUACUUCAAUGUGAAUCGCCGCAUGUGGAUCUAUCGACAUCGACAUCGUACUGUGGAGGAAUUCGAACUCGGUUGCGCUAUGCUAAUGUUCUUUUUUUCAAUGCGCACUUUCGCGUUAUAA